CAUUGUUGAUUUCAACAAGCAUUUGGGUGAAGUGAAGCUUCCAUUUUUUGCAAUAUAAAGAUGAAGUUCAGCAAAGACUUCAAGAGGCAAAUGGUACCUGAAUGGAUAGAAGCCUAUGUGGAUUACGAUGGUCUCAAACGUAUUUUACGAGAGAUUUUGCAUUACAACCUAAGCAAGAAACGGGAAACACCCUUGAAAUCCUUGGAGAAGAAGUUAUCUCUGCAUCGAACUCUUAGCGGUUUACAUCGGCACACCAACGGAGAUGUGGAGAACCAAGUGACUAGAGAAGGAAGAGAGAUCGAGAUCGAGUUCUUUAGGAAACUUGAUGAAGAACUCAACAAGAUCAAUACAUUUUAUAAGGAACAGAUAGAAGUAGUGAUGGAUGAAUCAACUUUGCUGAAUAAACAACUCCACGCUUUGAUUGCCUUGCGGCUCAAGGUACGAAGCUCUUGCAGUAAUGGUGCUUGUUCACCGGAACAUCAGGAAAUGGGGUCUCUGGAUUCAAGUUCUGAAGUGGAGAUGAGUGAACAUCGUGCACUAGAAGUAUCUUCCAACUCUCUUAGUGGAAGUGAAAUCACGGAUGUGAUUCUCCAAGGGAUAAACCAAGAUGAUGAAUCAACGAGUGUCUCGGAGAACAAUACGAUUGAGAAGAGUAACGGUCGCCCGGAGGAAGUAGGCAACAACUCUACCAACCAACAAGGUGAUCCCCUAGAAAUCCUUGAGAGAGUGAAGAUAAGAAACACCCUUGAAUCUCCUCUAGAUACCAUAAAAGGUGUUUUCAAGGAUUCCAAACAUGAUGACUUGUGUUUCAAGAAAGAUGAACUGAAGAAAGUUGAAGCAAAGCUGAGACUGGCCUUUAUUGAGUUCUAUCAGAAGCUAAGGCUUGUAAAGCAAUACAGUUUCAUGAAUCUCUCGGCAUUAUCCAAGAUCAUGAAAUCAUAUGAAAAGAUUACAUCAAGAAGGGAAGCAAGACUAUACAUUCAAAAAAUCGACAACUCUUAUAUCGGAAGUUCUGAUGAGGUGAAUAAUCUAUUGGAAAGAGUUGAAGCUACCUUCAUCAAGCACUUUUCGAAUUCAAAUAUACAAAAAGGCAUGAAAUCAUUGAGGCCAAAAACUAAGACAGAGAAGCACAGUGUAACAUUCUGGUCUGGAUGUUUUUCUGGUUUUUCAGCAGCAUUGCUCAUUGCUGUUGCUUUAAGAAUAGAGACAAAGAAACUAAUGGAGGAGGAGGGUGCCUCCUACACGGUUAACAUUUUCCCACUUUACAGUAUUUUUGCAUAUAUUGUCCUGCAUUUGCUCAUAUAUGCUGCAGACAUAUACUUUUGGAGACGUUUUAAAAUCAACUAUCCGUUUAUCUUCGGUUUCAAGCCGGGAACUGAGUUAAGCUAUCGAGAAGUGUUCCUCCUCGGUACAGGUCUCGCUGUACUUUCAUUAAGUUGUUUCCUGGGGAACUUGUACUUAGAUUUGGGCUCUACAACUCAAAGAUACAAGACAUUAACUGGUCUUUUCCCUUUGGGCUUAGUUGCAAUUGUUCUGAUCAUAUUGUUUUGCCCUUUUAACAUCAUAUAUCGGUCGACGCGUUUCUUCUUCAUUAAGUCCUUAUUUCGCUGCCUUUGCGCUCCUCUUUACAAGGUCACACUACCAGAUUUCUUCUUGGCAGAUCAUGUCACCAGCCAGGUCACAGCUAUAAGGAGUCUCGACCUUUAUAUUUGCUACUAUGGUUUAGGAGAACGCUCCCAACGAGAAAGCAAAUGCCAUGGUCACGGUAUUUACAAUGUCCUUUAUUUAGCCGUGCCGGUGAUACCGUUCUGGCUCCGUUUCUUACAGUGCAUUCGUCGAUUGUUCGAGGAAAAAGAAGCUAUGCACGGAUACAGCAGCGUGAACUACCUCUUGACAAUUGUUGCAGCUAUCAUUAGAACUAUUUGUGAACUAAAGAAGGGAAUGGCUUGGAUGGUGUUGGCUUUGGUAAGCUCAUCUGUAGUAGUAAUAGUCGCUACAUAUUGGGAUAUCGUCUUCGACUGGGGACUUUUACGACGGCAUUCGAAGAAUCCUUAUCUCAGAGAUAAACUUCUAGUUCCAUACAAAAGUGUUUACUUUGCAGCAAUGGCCCUGGAUGUAGUGUUGAGAAUUGCUUGGAUGCAGUUGGUGUUGGAAUUUAAGUUGCACUCACUUCAUAGAAUGGCAAUAACAACCGUAGUCUCUUGUCUGGAAAUCAUUCGUCGCGGUAUUUGGAGCUUCUUCAGGAUAGAGAAUGAACACUUGAACAACGUUGGAAAGUAUCGAGCAUUCAAAUCGGUUCCGCUUCCUUUCAAUUAUGAUGAAGCGGAGGAAUCAAGCAAGGAUGAUUAAUCUUUAAGCACCUUCAAUAUCUCUAUCUUAGAAGCAGGCAAGGCAAAUCGAAUCCAUUUUGUUGGAAGGCAAUCCAGCAGCAUUAAAAAUCUUCAGAAACCUGAUACCUUUAACAAAUUCAGUGUCAGAAAGAUGUAGUAAAUGCUUCUUCUUUUUUAUUUAAUACCCAAAAAGAAACAAAUGGCUUUUAGCUGCCAAAAGUAGAGUGAUAAUUUGUAUACCCAUGUUUUGUUCAUGUAUUUUUAUAGUGUUUUAAAGAAGUUUUAGAUUCAUAUAAA
This is a messenger RNA of Gossypium arboreum, 2627 nucleotides long. RefSeq names its product phosphate transporter PHO1 homolog 10-like. Gene Ontology annotation, molecular function: inositol hexakisphosphate binding. The transcript is spliced from 14 exons. Lineage: Eukaryota; Viridiplantae; Streptophyta; Magnoliopsida; Malvales; Malvaceae. Gene Ontology annotation, biological process: cellular response to phosphate starvation; phosphate ion transport. The record is from RefSeq and is a predicted model, not a curated record. Gene Ontology annotation, cellular component: plasma membrane; trans-Golgi network; Golgi apparatus. The coding region runs from base 61 to 2349 and encodes 762 amino acids.